Molecule: messenger RNA, 8234 nt
Organism: Homarus americanus (American lobster)
Lineage: Eukaryota; Metazoa; Arthropoda; Malacostraca; Decapoda; Nephropidae
Gene: slo
Product: calcium-activated potassium channel slowpoke-like
Exons: 24
Coding region: 76-3189 (1037 amino acids)
Biological process (GO): transmembrane transport; potassium ion transport
Cellular component (GO): postsynaptic membrane
Molecular function (GO): large conductance calcium-activated potassium channel activity
Source: RefSeq, a predicted model, not a curated record
UCCGGCGUCGAGCACUGCCAGCCCUGGAGCGCCAACACAACACAACAAAUAGACUUAGCCUUUAAUAUAUUUUUUAUGGUCUACUUUUUUAUACGUUUUAUAGCGGCGAGUGAUAAGCUGUGGUUCAUGCUGGAGAUGUACUCCUUCGUAGACUACUUCACCAUCCCCCCAUCCUUCGUCAGUAUAUAUCUGGAUAGAACAUGGAUAGGGUUGCGGUUCCUUCGAGCCCUCCGCCUCAUGUCAGUACCAGAUAUCCUCCAGUACCUGAAUGUCCUCAAGACAUCAUCCAGCAUCAGGCUGGCACAACUUUGUUCUAUCUUCAUCGCGGUCUGGCUCACAGGCGCCGGCAUCAUCCAUCUGCUGGAGAACUCUGGUGACCCACUAGAAUUCGAAAAUGCUCAACCCCUCUCAUAUUGGACGUGUGUGUACUUCCUCAUUGUCACCAUGUCCACUGUGGGUUAUGGUGACGUUUACUGUCAUACUGUCUUUGGAAGAACUUUUCUAGUCUUCUUUCUUCUCGUCGGUUUGGCUUUGUUUGCAAGUAGCAUUCCCGAGAUUAUAGAGCUGGCCGGAAACCGGUCCAAGUAUAGUGGAGAGUACAAGCGGGAGCAUGGGAAGAGACACAUCGUGGUGUGUGGCCAUAUCACCUAUGAAUCAGUCAGCCAUUUCCUGAAAGACUUUUUACAUGAAGAUCGUGAGGACGUUGAUGUAGAAGUUGUUUUUCUACACAGGAACGAGCCCGAUCUGGAAUUUGAGGGAUUGUUGAAGCGAAAUUCCACAUGCGUUGAGUUCUUUCAAGGGACAAUGUUUAACUCUGUAGACUUAGAACGUGUCAAGGUACAUGAAGCUGAUGCGUGCCUUGUGCUAGCCAAUAAAUAUUGUCAAGACCCCGAUGCUGAGGAUGCUGCCAAUAUUAUGCGUGUUAUCUCCAUCAAGAAUUACUCAGACGACAUUAGAGUCAUUAUACAACUUAUGCAAUAUCACAAUAAGGCUUACCUGUUGAACAUCCCUUCUUGGGACUGGAAACGUGGUGAUGAUGUUAUCUGCUUAGCAGAGCUCAAAUUAGGCUUCAUUGCACAGUCGUGUUUGGCUCCAGGCUUCUCUACCAUGAUGGCCAACCUCUUUGCCAUGAGAUCAUACAAAACUUCUCCAGAUAUGCAGGCCUGGCAGAAUGACUACCUCUGUGGAACUGGCUGUGAAAUGUACACGGAGACACUCUCACCUAGUUUUGUGGCCAUGACAUUCCCUCAAGCAUCAGAACUAUGUUUCUCAAAGCUGAAACUUCUUUUACUGGCCAUUGAAGUAAAAAACGAAGAGAGAACAGACAGCAAGAUUGCCAUCAAUCCAAAAGCCACAAAAAUCCAACCAAAUACACAAGGAUUCUUUAUUGCUCAGUCUGCAGAUGAAGUCAAGAGAGCCUGGUACUACUGCAAAGCCUGUCAUGAUGAUAUAAAGGAUGAAACUCUUAUUAAGAAGUGCAAGUGUAAAAACUACAUCGGAAAUUUGCUUCAAGCAAGCGGUUUCAUGAAGAACUUUAUGCCCCUCGUGGCGGAAAGCGGGCCGGGGAGCGAGGAUAAGUCAGAUAUUGAAACAGAACUCUACCAAGUUACUUACACCCCUCCCGAACUUCCAAAGCGUCUUCUUAACAACUCCAGAGGCGACAAGAUCCCGGUCAGAGAUGGACUUGCAAACCAAAACAGCAGUGGACAGCCUCUGGUAAAUGCAGCAAAGACUUUAGCGACAGCUAAGAAGAAUGGUGGGCGACCAGCUGAUGCUCUUACUUCACCGAGCCAGGGUUACAACCGGUCAGUUCCUCAGCAAGACAGGCUGACAGAGGACAACACGUACAGCUAUCACCUCAGCUACGAGGUCAAGAAACUCAUGCCCACAAGUCGUAGCAGUGGAGGAGGCAAUGGUGGCACCAACAACGGCCUUACAGUAGGCAUUGCAGAUGAUCAAGCAAAAGAUUUUGACUUUGAGAAAACAGAGAUGAAAUAUGACUCAACUGGAAUGUUCCACUGGUGUCCUGCAAGAUCGUUGGAGGACUGUAUAUUAGAUCGCAACCAAGCGGCGAUGACAGUAUUAAAUGGCCACGUUGUGGUGUGCCUCUUUGCUGACCCUGAUUCUCCUCUUAUUGGCCUUCGGAACUUAGUGAUGCCCCUCCGAGCCUCCAAUUUCCAUUACCAUGAGCUCAAACAUGUGGUUAUUGUUGGUUCAGUAGACUACAUCAGAAGAGAAUGGAAAAUGCUUCAAAACCUCCCAAAAAUAUCUGUGCUAAAUGGUUCUCCACUCAGUAGAGCAGACUUAAGAGCCGUUAAUGUCAACCUGUGUGACAUGUGCGUCAUCUUGAGCGCAAAAGUUCCCAGUAAUGAUGAUCCAACAUUAGCUGAUAAAGAAGCCAUCCUUGCCUCACUCAACAUCAAAGCCAUGACUUUUGAUGACACCAUAGGCGUUCUCAACCAGAACCCAAGUGGUGGUGGUGACACAUUGAGUCCUCUUGGGUCACCUAUUGUACUACAACGGCGUGGCUCCGUCUAUGGUGCUAAUGUCCCUAUGAUCACAGAAUUGAUAAAUGACAGCAAUGUGCAGUUCCUUGACCAAGAUGAUGAUGAUGACCCAGACACUGAGCUCUACUUGACUCAACCUUUUGCUUGUGGUACUGCCUUUGCUGUCUCUGUCCUUGAUUCUCUAAUGUCCACGACAUACUUCAACCAGAACGCCCUCACACUCAUCCGCUCCCUGAUCACUGGUGGAGCCACUCCUGAAUUAGAGCUCAUCCUUGCUGAAGGUGCAGGGCUUAGAGGAGGCUACAGCACACCUGAGACGUUGGCAAAUCGCGACCGGUGUCAAGUGGGUCAGAUUUCUCUCUAUGAUGGUCCACUCGGUCAGUUCGGUGAAGGUGGCAAGUAUGGUGACCUCUUCUGUGCAGCGCUGAGGAACUAUGGCAUGCUAUGUAUUGGUCUCUACAGAACACUCCGUAUGGUUCCUCAAUCUGCCGUUGGUUUGGACUGCAGAUUCCGCGACACAUCAAGUUCGUGUGACGCGUCGUCCAAGCGGUAUGUGAUAACCAACCCACCGGAUGACUUCACGCUGCUGCCCACCGACCAGGUGUUCGUCCUCAUGCAGUUUGACCCAGGCCUAGAGUACAAGCCUAACCGGGGAGAUAUGACCAAAGAAGACAACUCCUGACUCCUCCUCUGUAGCGCCCUCACUGACGGACCCUACUCCUACAUCUAAAGAGUCCAGCGCUGCACCAACACCACACCAACACCACAACACACCACCCGCUCAUCAGCUGCUGCUGCCGACCGCCCACUGCUCCCAGAGUGCAGCAGCGUGCGGCAGCUGCCCCGUGCUGUGCCUCAGCCGUCCUCCCCACUACAGUUCCCCCACCUGAUCUCCUCCUCUCAGUACAGAUCCACACCCUUUGUAGCCGCCCCCAUCUCCCAUAGUGGGUUUUUGGUCUGUUGUGUUCCGGAUGGUCCCAGCACAAGGAGAGGUGUUGUGCACCUCACUACACAAGCAGGUGGCCCAUGUGUGCUUCAUCAAUCUUAGUUCAUAUGUGUUCAUACUGUUUUGUGUAUGCUCAUUUCAGUUAAAGGAAUGAAAUAACAACACUUCAUUUUGUGAUUAUCAUCUUUGAAUUGUAUAUAUUGAUGCUUGAAUGAGUAUUCUUUGUGUGUUAUUCUCUGCUUUUGUGUGGGAUCGCAGACUUUUGAGAUAGGGAAAUUCACAAGUGUAAUAGGAUGUUCCAACUAUGCAAAGUUGACUCACUCACUAGUGUCCCAGGUGGUUUGGGCGUAGCUCCAUUGUCAACCCUGAGUUUAGUUGCCCGUUGUAAGUCAGCCUGCACAUGCCCGGCUCACAGACACAUUGGCCAUUGCAGCCGUACAAGUCACACUUGCAGCAAGUGCUCACGUAUUCAGGGUCCUUCAAACUCCCCUGGACACUUGUCAUAGACCAGCUCAAAAUACAGAAGGAUUUCCAUUGGUGCCCAAAUUGUCCUUGCAGAGAAGUGGGCACUGAGUAACUGGUCUUUUGACUUGACUGGUCCAGGUCUGUUUGAGAGUGAGGAUGCUACAAUAGAAAGUUAAAUAUUAAGCAGAUCUUCUUAAUGAUGUAUUUUCUUUAGUCAUCUGUGCAAAACCUUCGAUAGCAAGAUAGGUUAUCGAUUUUGUAAUUAUUCCUCUUUCUCUUUUUUUGUGUUCUUAUAAGGUAAUUAUUGUUUAUCAUAAUGUUAUAUAUCAUUUUAGGUUAUUAUUUCCUCAUCUAAUCACUCAUGAUUUUGUUAACCAGAGUAUCAAAAUUGUGGCACAGAAGACACCCACAUUUUCACAAGCACCGUAUAGCCAGGGAUAGUUGUUCAGUAAGAUGUAGGCCCAGAAAUGUAUUUACCUGCGAAUUGUUUAGAGAAGAGUUUGAACAAAAUGUUACGUGUUAUAGUUUUUUACUUAGUUGUGUAACAAUAACAAAGUUUACUAAAUGAUGCAUCAGUGUGAACAAAGUUCUUAGUCUUGCAAGUUAAAGUUGUCAAAAGUGUAAAGAAACUGCAUUUAACAAAUCAAAAUUGUUAUUGGCACCAUGUCCGUUGAGUGCCAAGGUGCUGUGUUCCACAGUGCCACUGUGGCUACGUGGCCAGUACCACCACCUCCAGGAAGGCAGCAACAGUGGGGAUCUAGGAGCCCCACAUAUUACACAUGCUGCAACUCCUGCUAGAAAAUUUCAUAUAGAGAACUGUGAGCCAGGUCAUCCCAAUGUAAAAAUUAUCAAGGUCGUGGGUGGUCAUGUUUACUGGUGGCCCAUGAGCGCAAGUUAUACCAUGUUUUCUUACAUUGGAUAUGUCCACGAGUGUUCUACAAGUUUCUGUGCAUAUACAGUCUCUCCUGGGGCCUAGUCCACUGUGGCUCACUGGUGUGUGGCCACUCAGGGUCUCUUUGUGGUGGCUGCGUCCACUGGUGGCCCAUCUCAGUUGGGUUUAGAAAAUAUUAUCCCAUUAGCUGAGCCACAUUGACCCCUGUGAUCAUAUCCUAGUUUGUAUGGUAUGCCAUUCCACAUUUCUGAUGUUUACAAUAUCCUGUUUUGAUCCACAGUGUGCGAUGAUGUAUAAUCCUUGUUCCUACAUACAGUAACCUUGGGAACUUGGCCCAUAAUGGCCCUUAUUAUCAGUGAUGAAGAUCACUGAUUAAUGCUUGAGUGUUAUUAUUCACCAGAGUGUUGUUCAUAUCUACUCAUGCAUAUUUUUUUGAGUCCUAAUAAGGUGUGCUGCACUGAAUUAUCUGUGAACAUUGAUAGUUGCUCAGCUAAGGUGCGGGGGCUCGGCCUCCAUUACCUGCUGUAGAGGAGUGAGUAGCGCGCGAGCUGACCCCAAGGACUCACUAAGCGUGGCUCUCUGGUUGCGACUGUGUUGUCAUUGCCUUACAAAUGCCAAGAGCUUAAUAAGUUUUCAUCUCUAUUCAGUCCUGGCUUCUCUUCUCCUAAUAUCACAGACCAGUAGAUGGUGCAGGGGUAUGUCAGCCAACUGGCUAAAAGAUGGCAAAAAGUGAUCAGAAGUGAUAUUUUAUAAUUUUAUUUUCCCCACAGUGUUCUAAAGCAAAAUAAUGUUUAAAUUUAAUACCUCAUAAGUACAUCAGUGGACUUGAUUAAUAAGGCAACAAGUAAAAGAGAGUGGAGCACAAGCUUUGGACAUUGCUUGGAAAUCCCAACAGACAUCACCAGGUGACUCAGGAUCGCCAGCCAACUGCCCAGACUGCCAGCCGACUGACUGCACUAUGCCCUAGCUGCCUGCCUGUCUCACCCGGCAGGCUAUAUGGGGACGGGGUCAGGAAGAGAUGGAGAGGUGAUUCUUUUAAAAGUGGGCAUGUGUAUAGGAUCCAACCUUGUUGUUUUAUCAUAAAUCUUAAAGACACAUGUGAACACUUUCGUGUGAAUCCUUCUUGAUUAAAUCCUGACUUUGUCUCCUUACGGACCGCCAACGGUCAUGCAGUAAAAUGCCUAGAUUGAACUAUGCUGGAAAAAUUUCCCACUAGAUACAGAAUGAAAUGUGAUAUGUAAUAUAGAUCCAGGUGUCAUGUACUGCAUGAUAAUCGUGCUUCUUUUGAAAAUGUUUUAAGAAAUCACUGUAUACUAUAUAUCCUUGUAUUUCUUCUUCAUAUUACUGAGAGAACAUUUUUUGUAUAUUUUAUGUCCACCUGUGUUUCCCCGCCUUCUGCUCUGGCCUCAUUAAUGCAUAAUAGUGACCAUAUGAUCUAUUUUGUACCAAUGGAUCAACUUGUAUAAAUCUCAUUAUCCUAGCAAUUAAACAAGGAAGAUGAGCCUUAAAACAUUUCUGCCUUGUGUACAGAAUAGGUCAUUUGCGUUACGUUGGGUUUUCGGUCACCAAGGGGAAGUAUUUGGAAUUAUGCACCGUUGGAUAUCCGUGUACCAUAAUGACUCUGAUAGGACAGUGAUCAUGAACUAUAUUUACCUGCUCUGUUAGGUCAUUUUCUUAAUUAUCAGGUUUGAAAGCAAGUGAUAUAGGUGGUGUUUAUAGCUCAUGAUUGCUACUCUUAUCAAUUUUCAUACUUCUGCGUUCUGAAUCAGAGUCGUAAUUCGACUGGUGUCUCUUACCUUGGCGUCUGAUCUGUUUCAAGCUCAGACCUGUUAACCUGAUUGCUCUAUUUUGAGCUCCACAGUCUUACUUGGGCUCUGCUCUGCAAACCCGCCUUACUGAGUCAUAUUUUGUUGCAGAAGCAAUAAGGCAAAAUAAAAGUUAAAAGUUUUCAAGAUUGCUUGUUAUACAAACUGGCCAUAGUUAUUAUACAGAAAUCUAAUUGCAACAUGAAUUUCAGAUUUUCUAAGCUGCUGUAUUUGUGAUAAAUGUUAUAAAUUAGAGGAACUUCGUCUGGGGUUUAGGAUGCAAAUCUGCAUGUGCUAUAUCUCUUUUUUUAAGAAAAUAUACCUUAAAAUCUGAAACCUUAUAUAGUAGGCUUUAAGAUUUGGUGGAAGAACCUUAUCAGAUUAUUAAAAUGUGAAUAUAGUAAAUAAAAGGGUUAAGUGGGGUAGAUUUUUUAAGAAAGAUUUACAACCCAGACCUGAGAGAUGGUUCCUCUAGUUACAUGCUACCAUCCAGUGACAAGGGCCAUUAUGUUGUCACUGACUUGUGACGCACAGUAAUUGUUGCUCUUGUACCAGAAGGGAUUGGUUGUUUCAGUACUGGAAAAAUAUCAAUCAGAUGAUCAGAUAGCUGGUAUGUUUGUUUUGAUAGUCAAAUGAUGUUUAAAAUGUUUAGCCUUAUUGUGGGUGUGCCUGUUUCCUUAGGCCACCACAGUGGACUCAUGGAGUGGACAAGGUUAAAAUUGUCAGCAUAAUAUCAAAAUGCAUUCAAUGAAGAAUAGAUUAGACCAAUACAACAUUACUAAGUUGAGAUUGGUGUCAUGUUAUCCUUAUGGUCUGCAUUUUUUUAUUUUUAAAGAUCUUUAAUUGCCAGUUUUAGCCUGGGCCAUGAUCAUUGUUGCUUGCCAAUAUCUGGUGUCCUGAAGCCAUGCCGACAAACCCAUACCACAUCCACCAAAAACCCUAACCUGUACAAAAUUAUGAAAACUUUUUUAUAUUAUUAGAAAUAUUUAAAAGAAAGUAUCAUAAAAAAGUUACAUGGGCCGGGUUUGUAUAGGAAUAUAUACACUGCAUAAUGCUGAAUUAGAUAUAAGUUAUUUGAGCCAUCUGGGUUAGUACUACAAUAUUGUAAUGGUCAAAAACUAUUAAAAGUUUCAGUUGUGAUUUAUAUGCUCAUAUUUAUCAUAAUAUUAUUGUAUUAAUAUGAAAUUAAUUAAGGAUAAUGGACAAUAUGCACUUUAUAAAAAGUUAAUGGUGUCCUAUUUGUUGUUGUAAGAAAUAAAUUGUUUAGUAAUAAGUAUAUAAAUUAUUUACUAUUCUGUCUACAUAUAACAGGGGUUACUCACACUUGUUUCAACCACAGAAAUUUGUCACAAACAUUAAAUUAUUCAAAAAACAUUUUGAUUUUAGUUUAGGAUAAAAUAUCAUGUAAAUUUAUGUUAAAAAAUUGGUAGGAAUAUUUGUAAAAAAAUAAUAAUAAUAAUAAAUACCAUUAAUGAGUAUGGGUUUAGUAAGGUGAUGGAUGGGACAUCAGAUUUUGGAAAUGUUGUGUUAAUGUUUGUUUAAUGUAAGGAUUACACUACUGGUUCAGAACUGUUUUUAUUUGAAUAUUUGAACAGCAAUAGAAUAAAUGCACCUCUGUU